AUGGUAAUUGAAGGGAUUGUGCUAGGCCACAAAAUCUCUGGUGAUGCGAUUGAAAUUGACAAGGCCAAGCUAGACACAAUUGAGAAACUUCCUUCACCCACUUCUGCAAAAGAUGUUCAAAGUUUCCUAGGGUGGGAAAUUUUGGAGCACAAUCAUUCUGGAACAGUAGGUGGUCAUUUUAGUGUAAAUCGCACUACUGAGAAGAUAUUAGAAGCUGCACUGGCACUUCCCACAAAUGAUGCAAGAGUGGUAGUUAAGUUUUUGAAGAAGUUGUUCUCUUGGUUUGGCACUCCUAGAGCAAUCAUCAAUGACAUGGGUACUCCCUUUUGCAACACUCAGUUUGAAAAAGUGAUGAAGAAAUAUGGGGUUGAAGUUAAAAAUUGUGAGCUAAAGAGAAUUCUCGAAAAGACAAUACAUCAUAACUGGUGUGAUUGGUUAGAACGAUUGGAUGAUGUUCUCUGGGCUUACAGAACAUCAUAUAAAACGUCCACCGGACAUACACCAUAUCUUUUGGUUUAUGGCAAAGCGUGUCAUCUAUCUGCCGAGCUUGAGCAUCAAGCAUAUUGGGUAAUUAAAUUGUUGAAUUUGGAUAUGAAGAAUGUACAGAAAAAAUGGAAGUACCAGUUGAAUGAAUUAGAGGAGCACAGAUUGAAUGCAUAUGAGAAUACACUCUUGUACAAAGAGAAAAUGAGAAGAAUUCAUGAUGAUCACCUCAGGAAAGAGAAACAAUUUCAAGUUGCGAAGCAAGUUCUCCUUUUUAACUCAAGGUUGAAGCUUUUCCCUGGAAAACUCAUGUCUCAUUAG
Molecule: messenger RNA, 804 nt
Organism: Dioscorea cayenensis subsp. rotundata (Guinea yam)
Lineage: Eukaryota; Viridiplantae; Streptophyta; Magnoliopsida; Dioscoreales; Dioscoreaceae
Exons: 4
Coding region: 1-804 (267 amino acids)
Biological process (GO): DNA integration
Molecular function (GO): nucleic acid binding
Source: RefSeq, a predicted model, not a curated record